This is a messenger RNA of Suillus subaureus, 1901 nucleotides long. RefSeq names its product pectin lyase fold/virulence factor. Gene Ontology annotation, biological process: carbohydrate metabolic process. Bases 421 to 1692 code for a protein of 423 amino acids. The transcript has 16 exons. NCBI's taxonomy places the organism in Eukaryota, Fungi, Basidiomycota, Agaricomycetes, Boletales, Suillaceae. Gene Ontology annotation, molecular function: polygalacturonase activity. The record is from RefSeq and is a predicted model, not a curated record.
GGAAAUUCAAGCGGAACAAAUAGCGCUGAAAACUGGUGUUCCGUGCCUCACUGCCAUGUAGCUGACGACAUUCAAUUUUGCGGCAAAUCGCUCCGUCCAGUCGGCUAGCAAUAAGAGCUGGUGUUGAGCUCGCGUCUGUCCUUUGCUCGAUGUCUUCUCAGGCUUAGGUCUUCAACAACAUGGUUGACGCAUUGACGAAUGACUAGCAGGAGCGGCCUGGAACCGUCUUGUAAACUGUAACCGCCUAGGUUGCGGGAAGUUGGAACAUCACAUGCCAUGUCAUGAUCCUCACGCCGGACCACAAGCGGACCAAGCCAUGCCGUCUCUAAGGCUACAAUGACAGACACUCGCAUAUAUAAUAUGCUGCUUAUUCUGCGCCAAAACGCAUAACACCUCCCCUCGGCUCUAACUCGCAGACUGAUGGUCGCUGGAAUCCCACUGUCAUUCCCUGUUCUUCUCGCGUAUGCUGCAAUUGCAGGCGCAUGGUCAACGUUUGUUGUUCCACACACCGAAGAUGCAGAUGACACGCCUGCUCUGAUGGCCGCAAUCUCUGACUACACGUCUGACGCGUCAAUUGUGUUCGAGGCUAACACGACUUACAACGUGUGGUCCCCACUCACGUUCCCGCUUCUCACGAAUGUUGAGGUGGUGAUUAGCGGGAAUUUGACAUAUCCGACGAGCAUCGAGACUGUGCAAGGGUAUGUUGCUGCCGCUAACUACUCCGGUGCAUGGUUCUCGUUCACUAGAGGAAAUAAUGUCACGCUCCGCGGCAAUACUGACCCUGACUGGGGCUGGGUUGAUGGACAUGGCCAACAGUGGUGGGAUCUUAUGCAACAGACAAACCGACCUCAGGGUUGGCUUUUUAAAGAUGUUACAAAUGUAAUCAUCAGAGAUAUGAAGUUAUACAAGCCUAUCGCAUGGAAUUUUGCCACCACAGGAUCAAGCAAUAUGCAUUUCUUCAACAAUAUCAUCCUGGCCGGUUCUGACAAUGCCUCGUUCCCAUUCAAUACGGAUGGAUUUUCAGCUGGAGGCACCAAUAUGCUUUUCGAAAACAACCAUGUCGUCAACGGAGAUGACUGCUUAACCGUUGUUAGUGGCGCCAAGAACAUCACUUGGAGAAAUGGCUACUGUGAGGGAUCGCAUGGUCUGUCAGUCGGUUCACUCGGCGAGGGCGGUCAAGUGGCAUCCGUAGAGAACGUAUUGUGUGAGAACACAAUUAUGAACCGCACUCUCUAUGCAGCUCGUUUCAAGAGCUGGACUGGCGGAAACGGUGCUGCCAUCAAUAUAACAUGGAAAGAUAUCACAUUCAUCGACGUGAUGUUCCCUAUUGAUGUGACCCAAAAUUACUGGGACCAAGAGGACGGCCCGCCUCCGAGCUCCUCGUCCGUCAACGAGACUCAUAUUGAAAACUUCCUGUUCGACCACUUUGUCGGCGUAAUUAACGAUACACCUGGUUACGUGGAAGGCUCAUGUGUUACGGACCCUUGCUGGUACUACGUACCUGGUGCAACAGGCAAGGAAGCCGUCAUUUUUGACCUGUACCCCGACACCGCGACCAACAUUGUCGUGAAGAACCUUGUUGCGCGCACACUAAGUGGUGCCCCUGUUGCUGCAAUGUGCAAUUCUUCCACGAUCUCGAAUGAUGUUGGAUUUGUGUGCUGGAACGGUCCAUAUGUCCCUACACCUGGCUAGCAUGUGAUGCCCACGAGUUAUUUAUCCUUGGGAUCAGUCGAAGACUCUGGAUUCAUUGACUUCGCAGUUAGCUUCGUUAUCCAAGUUGUGAGAACCGUCGCAACUCAUGAGCAAUCCCACAUCUGAAAUGUCAAUAGUUCAUCAGGUAGCGCGGGCUAAAUAUUUUCUGAGUUUGACGCCAAUGCCAAGCCAUUAAGCUGUUUGCGUGA